Eimeria necatrix is the source of this 873-nucleotide messenger RNA. RefSeq lists its product as hypothetical. The record is from RefSeq and is a predicted model, not a curated record. Lineage: Eukaryota; Apicomplexa; Conoidasida; Eucoccidiorida; Eimeriidae. Gene Ontology annotation, molecular function: ubiquitin protein ligase activity. Gene Ontology annotation, cellular component: nucleus. The transcript has 2 exons. The coding region runs from base 1 to 873 and encodes 290 amino acids.
AUGCCGAAGCACAAGCACCACCGAGACCGUCUCUAUUUGCUGCAGAGCGAAUACUCUUCGGAGUGGGGGGGAUUUAAAAAAGCAAAAUUAAAUCUGCCCUACAAGGCCCUCCCUUUCUACUGCUGCUGCCUCUGCUUCUGCCCCGCAAAAGACCCCCUCUGCAGCAGCAGCGGCGCCGUCUUCUGCCGCAGCUGCAUCCUCUCCUUCAUGCAGCAGCAGCAAAAACUGCAGCAAAAGCAGCAGCAGCAGCAGCAGCAGCAGCAGCAGCAGCAGCAGCAGGAGCAGCAGGAGCAGCAGGAGCUGUCGUGUCAGUGCCCGGUGACUGGGCUGCUGCUGCAGUUUGGAGAUUUAUUUGAAAUAAAGUUUUUUAAAAACUCAAAAGGAGAAAUUUGCUGCCCCGUGUCUUUCAAACUUCUUUCCGAAAACUCUCAUGUUGCUGCUGUUCGAAAAAGCGGAAACGUUUUUGCUGCAGACACUCUCCUCAGCCUUUGCGUCCGCAGCAACAACUGGAACGACCUCAUCACCGGUCCUGCUGCUGCUGCUGCUGCUGCUGCUGCUGCGCUGCUGCUGCUGCUGCUGCUGCGCUGCUGCUGCUGCUGCUGCUGCUGCUGUUGUUGUUAUUGCUGUUGUUGUUGCUGUUGUUGUUGUUGCCUCCACCCACAGUACCCCUAUUCUCCUCAUUAUUGCUGUUUAUUUAUUUAUUUAUUUAUUUAUUUAUUUAUUUAUUUAUUUAUUUAUUUAUUUAUUUAUUAUUCAGGAGAGCCCUUCACCAGCAGCGACAUAGUGCAUAUUCAAAACCCCACAGACGCGAAGCGAAGAUGUAUAGAACACUUCCACCACGUGCUCAGAGGCAAGCCCAAAACCCUUUUCUAG